Messenger RNA from Daldinia caldariorum, 1571 nucleotides. Its product is annotated as UDP-galactose transporter. Lineage: Eukaryota; Fungi; Ascomycota; Sordariomycetes; Xylariales; Hypoxylaceae. Gene Ontology annotation, molecular function: antiporter activity; GDP-mannose transmembrane transporter activity. The transcript is spliced from 4 exons. The record is from RefSeq and is a predicted model, not a curated record. Gene Ontology annotation, cellular component: Golgi apparatus. The coding region runs from base 127 to 1296 and encodes 389 amino acids.
AACAAACACCAAGCAGACAACAGAAUCGACAUCUCCCCUCUAGACUUCUGUUCCUAUCGCACGUUCGGAUUCCCAAAGAAAAAGAAACAAAGAGGCCGUACAGCCAGCCAUAAUUAUAUCGCAAGCAUGUCCGACAAGAAGAAUGAAGACUACACCAUUCGCAUGCCCGACUCGGGUUUGCGAAGCCCUUAUGGCGGAGAGAAGGAUCCCUUCAUCCCGGCCCGUCCUGCGCGCGCCGCUUCCCAUCAGAACCUCUCUUCGCAGCUCGCAAAGAUCGAGAACAACCCGGUUAUAUCUAUUCUGGCCUACUGUCUCUCCUCCAUUAGCAUGACCAUCGUUAACAAAUACGUCGUGUCCGGAUCCGAAUGGAACUUGAACUUCUUCUACCUUGCAAUCCAGUCCAUCGUGUGUAUAGUAACCAUCCAGGUCUGCAAGCAAUUGGGUUUAAUCAAGAACCUCGCGCCGUUCGAGGUAAACAAGGGAAAGCGAUGGUUCCCCGUCUCCCUUCUCCUCGUCGGUAUGAUCUACACGGGCACCAAGUCGCUACAGUUCCUGUCCGUUCCCGUCUACACCAUCUUCAAGAACUUGACCACUAUUGUCAUUGCGUAUGGAGAGGUCCUAUGGUUCGGAGGCAACGUCACUCCCUUGGCCCUUCUGUCGUUCGGUCUUAUGGUCCUGAGUUCCGUUGUUGCGGCGUGGGCGGAUACGCAUAGUGCUAGUCAAGCUCCUGGUGCGGCUGAGGCUCUUGCGACCUUGAAUGCUGGAUACGCUUGGAUGGGUCUGAACGUUUUCUGCACCGCCUCCUACCUUCUGAGCAUGCGCAAGUUCAUUAAGAACAUGAACUUCAAGGACUGGGAUACUAUGUUCUACAACAACUUGCUCACCAUUCCCGUUUUGAUCGUUUGCUCUCUUAUCGCCGAGGACUGGUCCAGCGACAACUUGGCCAGGAACUUCCCCCCCGAGUCCCGAAAUGCUCUUUUCAUUGGCAUGAUCUACUCCGGCAUGGCUGCUAUUUUCAUCUCGUACUGCUCUGCGUGGUGCAUCCGAGUUACGUCUUCCACCACUUACUCCAUGGUUGGAGCUCUCAACAAGCUCCCAAUCGCCAUCAGUGGUCUUAUCUUCUUCUCUGCGCCCGUCACCGUUGGCAGCGUUUCCGCCAUUUUCAUCGGUUUCGUCAGCGGUAUCGUGUACACCUGGGCUAAGGUGCGACAGUCACAGGUGGCCAAGAACUCGCUGCCGACUACGCAGCCCACCAUGAGCGCAAGCUCCCAGAGCAACCGCGACGCCAACUCAUAGGUGAAAGUGUAACACUUUCCGCGAGCUUCGUGGCGGAGGUCCCUGGUACCGACAGCAUGGCCACUUCGAGCCAGUACAAUUCUGAACGGGGCGGCAGACCACUGCGAGACGGCCAAGCACCGAACUAAUAUCGCGCGCCCCGUGUCGGCCGACGUGACUGUAUAAUAUCUAUCCCAUCCCCAUCCCCCCAUCCUCUUCGACUCGGUGGUGCCAUGCGGAUAGGCCGAUGAAUUUCUGGUAUAGACUUUUUUUAACUUAUAAUGAGCAAACGGAGC